ACUCAGCAACAGGAUCUUCGUUUACCCACACCGAGUCACCGACCGAUUUAAAAACAAAAACCAAUCAAUUCACAGUUUCCCACAGCAAUAAUACCAACAAAUUAACAAUCUGAACAAAACCAUCGAAUAAUAAAAAAAGAAAAUAAAAAUCCAAAAAUGCCACUUACAUUCAGUUAAGCUUCCUCUCCAUCAUCGUCAUUAUCUUCUUCUUCUCUACCUUUCGAUCCUUUCACUUUGGCGUGACCGAACCAUUCCACUCCCUCGCAAAACGGUGUCGUGCCGAUCGCGUUCGUUCGGUUAAACUCGCGCGUUCAGAAUCCUCCGGAACAACGCUCUUCGCCCAAUUCCCUAUAAUUCACUCCUCUCUCUCUCUCGCUUUCUCUGGUAACCUCCUCGCGACGGUGGCUCUUCCGCAUUCCGCCGCCGCCACUGCCAUCGCCGUUGCCGCCGCCGGAAAACACUAAUCAAUAGAUGGAUGAUUCUGCGUUCAAACGAGGCGGUCACUUUAAUCGAACUUACUCGUGCUCUUCUCAGAGAGAUGUCUGUUACAGCUGUGGCACUUGUGGUUAUGAGCUGAACCUAUCCUCCUCAAACCGGAACACUGCAUCCAUUGGAUCUAAAUACGGGAAGUCCAUAAAGCGAGGUAUUAUAUCAUUCUUCAGCAUUGAUCUUAGCAGAUUUACUCAGGUUGAUGAAAUUCAGUGUGUGCCCCAUUUUGAUAAGCACUCAUGGGGUUUGUUUCGCCGAAGAACCAAGCUUCUUUGUCGCAAGUGUGGCAACCAUAUUGGAAAUGCAUACAAUGGUUACACUUCGUCCUUUCCUCUUGUGUCAGACGGAGCAGAAUCAUCUCCUAGUUCCAAAGUGGUCAAUCAUACAAAAUAUGACAUUCGCAUUUGUGCCUUACAACCUUCAUCUUCUGAAGAAUCUGGAAUCCCCGUGUUUGCUUGAACUACCUGGUAAAAAUAGUAAUUCCUACACAGCCAAAUCCGGUGACAGGGUGGUUAGAAGUUCAUUAAUAUAUGCAGAUGGUUUGGCUUGUUUUUUGUGCUUUUCCUAAUGAAAAUGUGACUAAUAGUCGUGUGAAAGAGUUGUAAGAAUUAAAUUAAAAAUUAUUACAGGUGUGGGAUUUUAUGAAGUUGACUAAACUGUCAAAACUUCCGAGGUAAAAUAUUAUAUUACUUGGAAGAAAAACAAAAACUAAGGGAAAAGAAAAAAUAAAAUUAUUUUUAAA
Molecule: messenger RNA, 1231 nt
Organism: Glycine soja
Lineage: Eukaryota; Viridiplantae; Streptophyta; Magnoliopsida; Fabales; Fabaceae
Exons: 2
Coding region: 472-948 (158 amino acids)
Source: RefSeq, a predicted model, not a curated record